CGUGCUGUACCAUGGAAGACACUGGACCCCUGCAAAGAAAGGACUAGUUCAACGGCAAAACAAAAUCAUCCCCGCUCGUGUACCUUGCAGGCUAUGACAACUCGACGAUUGGCUCCCCACUACGCCUAUGCAGCAUUGCUAUCUCUAUAGCGACGUCGGCGAGGAGCCGUGAACCAUGCGCCUGUGUCUGCGGUGCUACCCCGGGCUGAAACGCCAUGCUCAAUUCGUCGUACAAGACGCUCUCCUCUAAACAUCCUGGUCUCCUCCAUUUCCUCUCGACCACGCUCUUUUAUUCCUGCCCAUACGUUCGUUUCACCCGUGUACUUCUCAUCAGACAUUCACCCGUUUCAAGCAACUCCCCACGGCCUGGUCGACAACUCUGCAUGAAUUCGCGGAGGACACAGGACACCGGACAGCAUUAUCGUCACCUCACACAAUGGAUGUCAAUGCCAGCGCGGUCUCACCCUCCGGAACUCCUCUGCCCUGGCAAGUCCCCGACAGGGGGCCGCUCCAUCUUGCCAUCGUCGUCACGCUGGCCUUGACCGGGCUGUUGAUUUAUUCGCUAAGAGUCUUCACUCGUGGAAGGCUCGUUCGCUCGUUCGCCAUCGAUGAUGGGCUCAUGGUACUGGCCGCUCUAUGCACAAUAGGAAUCUUCAUCACAUUCACUGGAGUCGUAGAGCUUGGUAUCGGACAGCAGGAGGAUGGAUAUGUCUUACCGGUCAGCAAGACCGUUCAGAUGGGCCCAUGGAUGUGGGCGUUGAAUUCACUCGUCAUCUUAGGGCUGGGUGCUGUUAAGCUAUCGGCUACUUUUACUCUUCUACCUCUGGCUGACGCCGGGAGUCGUUCGUGCUUGCUGAUGGCACGCACUAUUCUUCUCAUCGGACUCAUGUUACUAGUAUUUUGGCACACGGUUGAGUGGUUCAUAUCACUCCUCGCUCAAUGUGUCCCUCUAGUAGCGGCCUGGGACCUUUCAGAUGCUAGGGCAUUGUGCAUGUCGCAGAGCGAGUCCAAGCACUGGGCUCUGGCGAACUACCCCAUCAAUGCUGCAUCAAGUCUGCUAUUGAUCUUGUUCACGAUCCCUAUCGCCGUGAGCUCUUCGUUGAAGCUCGGAUCUACCCUACAUCUUCUUGCGGUGGUAUCUUUGGGACUCUUUGCAUGCGCGGCAGCUAUCAUCAGAACCUGGAUGGUCGUCACGUCAUGGGCCGAGGUCGGCUAUCGUAACAACUUCGACUUGAACUUCACCACGUGGGGAAUUUGCGAGUUCCUGACCGCGAUGAUAGCUGUUAACCUUAGCACCUUGUUGCCUCUCGGUAGAGCAAUUCGCAGUCCCGCUGACGCUGCCCGUGACGCUCCACGUUCCGUUGGCAUCUCCGGCCCCGUAGCCGGUAGCACCGUUCACCUACUCCAUGGCGAUGUCGACGAGGUAGUUCCUAGCUACUCCGAGACUUACCCAGAGGAAACAAACCAUUCUUACAACUCCCGCUAUUCAGGUCAGACAGUCAUCUACAGGCCCGACACAGCCUAUUUCCCCUCCCACUUUCAACAAGGCAACCACAGCUUAUCGCGUUUCCACGACGACGAAUCAAAUCUCGACUUUGACAUUGAGGCUCCGUCGACACGGUCCAGCCCUCCUCGUAAGACAACGAAACUAGGGCCAUCGUCACGCUUCUCCGCGUCAACAGUCAGCACACACACACGUAGAGUGAGUGACUGGUCACAGCUCAGUGGAGACUCACACAAAGACUCUGAAGCCGAUUUUGAAAAAGAAAAGAGUGGAAGAGUCAGAGUGAGCGCAGUGGAACUUGAGGAGAUUGUGAAGAGCUUAGGCCUGAAGAGACACGGUAGUCAUGGGACUUGGGACAAGGAGCUAGGCUCAUCCGAGGAUAAGAGCGAAGAUGGAGGAAGCAGUGUUGCACCAACAAUAUACCUCGAAGACGACGACGUAGAGGUAGAUGGAGCUGAAGACAUAUGCACAUGCCCAGCGCCAAGGGCAAGGGAUGACGCGAGUAUGCAGGCUGAAGCAGACUCGAGCGAGGUCACUGUGAUACGCAUACGUGGCAGCGCGAAAUGCAGUCUCCAUAGACAAGAAGCUGGCGCUCGACCGGCUCAUUCGCGACUCAACUCUGGAGAGUGGAUCGCGCGCGCAUCGUGAGAAAUCUUCCCAUCACGGAUUUUCCUUUGUUAUCGACAGCGACUUUUUCCUUGAAGACCAUUUUGCGUCUCAAACCGCGGCGGUGCCGUUUUCGGCCGGAGUCAUAUACCAUCAUCAUCACCAUCUCUUUCUUACACACAUCAUUUUAUGUUC
Molecule: messenger RNA, 2305 nt
Organism: Alternaria alternata
Lineage: Eukaryota; Fungi; Ascomycota; Dothideomycetes; Pleosporales; Pleosporaceae
Exons: 4
Coding region: 437-2152 (571 amino acids)
Source: RefSeq, a predicted model, not a curated record